Messenger RNA from Juglans regia (Persian walnut), 879 nucleotides. RefSeq lists its product as uncharacterized. Lineage: Eukaryota; Viridiplantae; Streptophyta; Magnoliopsida; Fagales; Juglandaceae. The record is from RefSeq and is a predicted model, not a curated record. The coding region runs from base 1 to 879 and encodes 292 amino acids. The transcript has a single exon. Gene Ontology annotation, molecular function: catalytic activity.
AUGAGUUGCAUUAGCUGGAACUGCCGAGGGCUUGGGAACCCUCGGACAGUUAAUGACUUGCAUCUUAUGGUGCAGUCUGAGCUCCCAUCCUUUGUUUUCUUGAUGGAGACAAAGUGCAAGAGGCAUAAGGUGGAAUGUGUGAAAAGGUUAAUAAAGUUUGACAACAGUUUUGUUAUUGAUUGCAAGGGUUUUAGUGGUGGAUUAACUUUUCUUUGGAAAAAUGAUGUUGAAGCUGAAGUUCACUCUUACUCACAAAACCAUAUAUCUCUUAUGGUCAAGGGGGCAAAGGAAAGGGAGGACUGGCUUUUGACAGGCUUCUAUGGUUCACCAGUGACUGCCAGGAGACAAUCUAGUUGGAACUUACUUCAAGCUAUCAACCCUGUACAUUCUUUGGGGUGGCUUUGUUUAGGAGAUUUCAACGAAAUUCUUUUUAUUGGUGAUAAAAGUGGUGGUGCAGUGAGAGCUUUUAGUCAGAUGGAAUCUUUUAGAGACACUGUGGAGUUAUGUGGUCUGAGUGACCUUGGUUUUGUUGGCAACAAAUUUACUUGGUCUAAUGGUAGACAUGGUGCAUCCUUUACUAAGGAAAGGCUUGAUCGUGCUUUUGGCAAUAACUCUUGGUUGGACCUGUUUCCCAGCCAUAAAGUCCAUACUCUUCCAGCACUGAGCUCAGAUCAUUGCCCCAUCUUUGUGACUAUGGAGAAACAAGUCAUGGAUUCACUCAAAUGUAACAAGCCUUUCAGAUUUGAGGCGAGUUGGUCUCUCAAUGGGGAGUGUCAUAACAUCUUGGAGGAGGCAUGGAAUAAGCCUAGAAUGUCUAAUAAUAAACUCAAUUUUGUUGCAGAAGGUUUGAGGCAUUGCAAGGAUAAGCUGCUCCUAUGA